Molecule: messenger RNA, 450 nt
Organism: Pistacia vera
Lineage: Eukaryota; Viridiplantae; Streptophyta; Magnoliopsida; Sapindales; Anacardiaceae
Exons: 1
Coding region: 1-450 (149 amino acids)
Source: RefSeq, a predicted model, not a curated record
AUGGAUCAUGGUUUUCAACAGUCUGAUGCAAAUCCAUCUCUAUUCACAAUGAAAGAUAAAGAUACUUUUAUUAUCUUAUUGGUGUACGUAGAUGACAUGGUACUUGCAACUAAUGAUCUUACUAAGAUAAAGUCUUUUACAGAUUUUCUACACUCACAUUUUAAGCUAAAGGACUUGGGGCCAUUACAACUUUUCCUUGGUUUUGAGGUAGCAAGAUCUACAAAGGGGAUUGCAGUGUGUCAACAAAAGUAUGCUUUGGAGUUGUUGGAGGAGACUGGGUUGUUCGGAGCAAAACCAUCUCACAUUCCCAUGGAUCCUAGUAUAAAACUCUCAAACUUUCAAAGAGCUUUAUUUACGGACGUGAGCCAGUACAGGCGUUUAAUUGGGAGACUGUUAUAUUUGACUCACACUAGGCUUGAUAUAGCCUAUAGUGUUCAUGUUCUUAGCUAG